AUCACAUCUCAGCUGCUUUUGAAUCCGCCGUAUCGAAAACCAAUCCUCCUUCUCGAUUCGUGAACUAUGGCCCCGCCGGCAGGACAAACGGCGGCGGUGGCUGAAGCGGCUGGCGCCGAUGGUGCUCAACCGCAGCAGCAGCGUGGAUUUGGUUCCACGAUUUCCGGAAUCGUUAGAAUCGCCGUCUUUUGGUAUUUUGCCUCCAAGUUCUUUUCACCUAAACAGAAACCUGUGGAUCCUUCUGCUCCGUCUCAGCUCAUGACCAAUCUCUUUAACAAAGGCGAAUCAUUGGAUAUGUGGUUUUACCUGUCAGAGCAUGAGAAGUUCAAUGACUUUGGCAAUGAUCGUGCGCUUUAUUGGCAUGAGACCAAUAUACCUUAUGCUGUAUGGACACCAGAGAGUAUUAGGACCAAGUCACUGACGUAUUAUCCAUCUGAGACACUACAGAAUAAUGGAAGUCUGUAUGCUCAUGUCUUCUUUGCUCGAUCUGGAUUCCCCAUAGACCCCACUGAUCCUGAAUACCAACCUCUUAAUAGUUUUAGCAGGACACAUGCUGUGGCGACUUACUUUCCAAAGCAAAAGAAAAAUAAGAAGAAGAGUCUCUUGGGAAGUCCCAAAGACUCUGAUGAAUCCGAGCCAGAAGUUGAGAAAGUUGGAGAUAAGAAAUCGGAUCCCAAGGAAGAGGUCCCUGUAGAAUGGAUAUCCCUCUGGAAACCUAAUGUCACGAUUAACCUGGUUGAUGAUUUUACUCGGUAAGUUGGUUCUGCUAUCUUGUGUAGUAUAAAAACACUCAAUCCAGACUAAAAUAAGAAGAAAGAUAUAAUCAUAUGAUGGAUCGAGAUUCACUUUCUACGGUGAUGUAUAUAUGAUUCGACUUUUUGUCAAAAAUAAAUAUCUGAGUCUUGA
Arabidopsis arenosa is the source of this 906-nucleotide messenger RNA. The record is from the annotation of a GenBank genome assembly. NCBI's taxonomy places the organism in Eukaryota, Viridiplantae, Streptophyta, Magnoliopsida, Brassicales, Brassicaceae.